Messenger RNA from Cyclopterus lumpus (lumpfish), 3488 nucleotides. RefSeq names its product phospholipase A2, group VI (cytosolic, calcium-independent) (gene pla2g6). The record is from RefSeq and is a predicted model, not a curated record. Gene Ontology annotation, biological process: cardiolipin acyl-chain remodeling; positive regulation of ceramide biosynthetic process. Gene Ontology annotation, molecular function: protein binding. The transcript is spliced from 18 exons. Gene Ontology annotation, cellular component: mitochondrion. Bases 129 to 2468 code for a protein of 779 amino acids. NCBI's taxonomy places the organism in Eukaryota, Metazoa, Chordata, Actinopteri, Perciformes, Cyclopteridae.
GAUUGGCGCUACUCGCGUCAGUCAAGAUUUGUAUCAGUUCGGUUUCAGCGUCGCGUGAUCGUUGACGUCGCUGUCAGAAGUCAAGCGACGCGUAGCAGAACCAGAGGAAGACGUACCAGCAGGUGACGAUGCAGUUCCUUGGCCGGCUGCUGGACACGGUGUCCUCCGUGUCCACCCUGUUCACCAACCCGUACCGGGUCCGGGACGUGCCGCUGGCCGACUACGGCGGGGGAGGCAAAGCCCUGCUGAAGGAGGAGGGGCGCUUGGUUCUGUACAGGAACACCCCGUACCAGUCGUGGGACUGUCUGCUCAUGUGCCCCGAGACACCCAACAUGACCCUGAGGCUGUUUCAGGUGGCGUCGGAGGAGGACGCCAUGAACUUGUUCCCCCAAUACGCCCUCAAGCUCCGCCCCUUCUACGAGACACUUCUUUUGAAGGCCGAGACCACGCAGCCAAUCGUAGACUGCAUCCGCAACCACCAGGACUGGAGCUCCGCCCACAUCGCCGUGGAGACGGGCAUGAGAGAGUGUCUCAAACAUAACUAUGUCCAGAGUCAGAUCAACGCUCGUGACGGCUCCGGUCAGACGCCGCUGCACCUGGCGUGCGAGCGCGGCGACUUGGCGUGCGUGAGGCAGCUGCUGGAGGAGAGCCAGGCCCGGACCGACAUCAGGGACCGGCACGGGGAGACGCCCAUGCACCGUGCCGCCAAGCAGGACACGCCCGCCGUCAUCCAGGUCAUGUGCUCGAGGUUGUGCUCGGGGGUGAACGAGCUGAACGACAACGGGGAGACGCCGCUCCACGUGGCGUGCCGCCUGGGACGCGUGGAGUCAGUCAGAGCGCUGCUGGGGGGCGGGGCCAAGUGUGACGUCAUCGGCGGCACUGGCUACGCCAUCCACAGCGCCAUGAAGUACAGUGAGAAGGGCUGUGUGGAGGAGAUCCUCAAAGCAGACUCGGGUCAGCUCCUGGCUGAGGACUCUCUGUAUGGAGGAACUCCUCUCCACUGGUCCAGAACUGCUGAGAUGUGCCUCAUGCUGCUGCAGCACGGCUGUGCGGUGAACUACCUCAGCAAGACCGGAGAGAGCGCCCUCCACAUCCUGACCCGGAAGGGGCGCUUUGAGGCCGCCAUGGUGCUGCUCACCCACGGGGCCAACGCCAACCUCAAGGGCCAGGACGGGAACACAGCGCUGCACCUCGCCAUGAAGAGGGACCACAUGGAGUUGAUCAAAGCUCUGAUUGUGUUCGGGGCCGACGUCGAGAUCCACAACGACCUGGGAGAGACGCCCGGACUCAUCGCCGCUCGCACCAGCAAAGGUCCUAAUAGAAAGAUCCUGCUGGACAUGCUGUGUAGUGUGGGGGUCCAGCGGUGCCUCCCCCCCCCCUCCAGCAAGGCCCCGUCUGCAGGGUUGGAGGACAUCCUGUCUGCGGGGGCCGCGGUCGGUGCCACGAGCCAGGGCACCAAGAUGGAGAACAGGAAGAUGGACCGCCUGCUGUGUCUGGAUGGUGGGGGCAUCAAAGGCCUGGUGUUGAUACAGAUGUUGAUCGCUCUGGAGCGAGAGGCCGGGCGGCCCACCAGAGAGCUCUUCGACUGGGUGGCUGGAACCAGCACCGGGGGCAUCCUGGCCCUCGCUAUCGUCCACGGUAAGUCCAUGGAGUACCUGCUCUGCCUGUACUUCAGGAUGAAGGAGCAGGUGUUCAAGGGGUCGCGACCUUACGAGUCGGCACCACUGGAGGACUUCCUGCAGAAGGAAUUCGGAGAGAACACCAAGAUGACGGAUGUUUGUUACCCGAGGGUGAUGGUAACCAGUGUUCUAGCAGACAGACAUCCGGGCGAGCUGCACAUCUUCAGGAACUACGACCCUCCCUCCGUCCACCGAGAGCCCCCGUACACCACCACCGCCACCUUCAAGCCCCUCACCAUCCCACAAGAACAACUCGUGUGGCGAGCCGCCCGCUCCAGCGGCGCCGCCCCCACCUACUUCAGACCAAUGGGCCGCUUUCUGGACGGAGGGCUGCUGGCCAACAACCCGACGCUGGACGCCAUGUCAGAAAUCCACCAGUGCAAUAAAGCUUUGAAAGCUGAGGGCCGUGGACACCAGAUCAAGAAGUUGGGUAUUGUGGUCUCGCUCGGUACAGGUAAACCUCCUCAGGUGGUGGUGAGCUCCGUGGAUGUGUUCCGACCCUCCAACCCUCUGGAGCUGGCCAAGAGCUUCGUAGGAGCCAAGGAGCUGGGAAAGAUGCUGGUGGACUGUUGUACAGACUCUGAUGGCUGUGCGGUGGACAGAGCUGGAGCCUGGUGUGAAAUGAUCGACACCGUCUACCACAGACUGAGUCCUCAGCUGUCUCAGGAGGUGAUGCUGGAUGAGGUGAGUGACGCGGUCCUGGUGGACAUGCUGUGGGAAACCCAGAUGUACCUGUACGAGAAGAGGGAAACCCUCCAGUCUCUGGCCACGGUGCUGCUGGACAAGUGAAGGCUCAGGAAACAGGACGACACACCAGACCAGCAGAGUCCAGCGAGGGAUUCAGGACUGGAGCUCUCUGUGUCAGACCGCUUGAGACCACGUGACCACAAUUAUUCUUAUUUACUCUGAAACCCAUAACAUACCGAAGCCUUCUGAAAGGGUGGUGAUGUAGCAUCAUGUGACCUCAUCUCUCUCUUAGUUCUUUGAGUUUCCUGUUUGUCUAUGAACCAGUGAAGAAGAGGGUGGAGCUUCCUGUCUCUGAUAUGUGAAUACAGGAGAAAGGAGGAGGAGGAGGAGGAGCCAGAUCAAACUAAAGGUAGGCCCUCCUCCUGUCUUUAGGCUUUCAAAUAGAGUCAGAGACGUGAUCGAGUACUGGACGCCUCCCGGGCAAGCUGUUACUGGGAAAGACACAAACCACCACAAAGACACAAAACAACCACAAAGACACAAACCACCACAAAGACACAAAACAACCACAAAGACACAAACCACCACAAAGACACAAACCACCCCAAAGACACAAACAACCACAAAGACACAAACCACCACAAAGACACAAACCACCACAAAGACACAAACCACCACAAAGACACAAACCACCACAAAGACACAAACAACCACAAAGACACAAACCACCACAAAGACACAAACCACCACAAAGACACAAAACACCACAAAGACACAAAACACCACAAAGACACAAACCACCACAAAGACACAAACAACCACAAAGACACAAACCACCACAAAGACACAAACCACCACAAAGACACAAACAACCACAAAGACACAAACCACCACAAAGACACAAACCACCACAAAGACACAAAACACCACAAAGACACAAAACACCACAAAGACACAAACCACCACAAAGACACAAACCAACCACAAAGACACAAACCACCACAAAGACACAAAACACCACAAAGACACAAAACAACCACAAAGACACAAACCACCACAAAGACACAAACCACCACAAAGACACAAACCACCACAAAGACACAAACCACCACAAAGACACAA